Messenger RNA from Hypomesus transpacificus, 2419 nucleotides. RefSeq names its product melanophilin a (gene mlpha). The record is from RefSeq and is a predicted model, not a curated record. Gene Ontology annotation, molecular function: small GTPase binding; myosin binding; actin binding. NCBI's taxonomy places the organism in Eukaryota, Metazoa, Chordata, Actinopteri, Osmeriformes, Osmeridae. Bases 129 to 1865 code for a protein of 578 amino acids. Gene Ontology annotation, cellular component: cortical actin cytoskeleton. Gene Ontology annotation, biological process: intracellular protein transport. The transcript has 16 exons.
CAUGUGAUUAACUUAACCAUACUUGAGUUCAUUCGAGCAUUUGGUGCUGCGUCUGAACAGUUUACCGGUGUCUGCAAAACGGGAACCAUCCUCGUUGCUGAAAGAGGGGUGCUUCUGUUGCAGCCACCAUGGACUGCAAACUGGACCUUUCCAGACUUACAGAUGAGGAGGCUAAGCAUGUGUGGGAAGUCAUUCAGAGGGACUUCAACCUGAGGAAGAACGAGGAGGACCGACUGGGCGAGCUGAAGACUAAGAUCGAGAAGGAGGACACCAAGCUGGAGCUGCUGGGGUCGGAGACCCCUCUGGCGGUCUCUCACUGCAUUCGCUGCCUGCAGCCCUUCAAGUUCCUGGUGAACAGCAAGCGGGAAUGUCUGGACUGCAAGCUCUCCAUCUGCAAGGCCUGCAGCCGCUACAACAAGAAGGAGAUGGGAUGGGUGUGCGACCCCUGUCGGAUGACCAGGGUCCUGAAAAUCGGCAGUGCCGGGUGGUACCAUGACAACGUACGCAACCGCUUCAAGAGAUUCGGCAGUGCCAAAGUGAUGAAGUCCCUCUACAAGCGUCUGAACGGAGAGGGAACUCGUGAUGAUGAUACACAGAGCAUGCCGGAUGUUCGCCACGCAUACAAUGGCCACGAGGAAGAGCAUGCGGAGGCCGAAGCGCAGCGCUACAAGAUGAUGCGCAAGAACAAGCGGCUGCUCUCUGUCCACCCCCUGGAUUUCGACGUGGAGGAGUAUGUACCCUACUCCCACUCCCGUCGACAGUCCUUCCAGCUCAUCCAGGAAGAGCGAGGCGAGUACAGGAACGAUGUGGAGUACCACAACGACAUGCACCACCACCGCAUGAACCGCAGGAAGAGCCUGGACAAGUACAUGCGGCAUGAUGAAGGUCCAUUUGCAGACCCCAGGAUGGUGCGUGCUCGCUCCCUGUCCAAGAUCGGCUCGUCCAUGGCUCGCCAGCAGUACGUGGACACGUCAGAGGAGGAGGAGCUCCAACGCUACCCCGUGUACCAGCCCCCGCCCCGCCGCCGACCCAGCAGAGCCUCCUCCCAGGAGAACCUGGGGGGACCACCGCCGAUAAAUGAGUUGAACAAGCGCAUGUCCGCCAUCGAGAGCCUCCUUAACCGACUAGAGGAGAAGAUGACCGUACCCCCUGAUGAGACGACACCUCAGACCACCGCUCAGCUGGAGGAGGAGAAACUGAGGCGGAAGCUGAGCGAAUUGGCGGGCAACGUCAGCGACAAGGGGCUCUCCUCCGACGAGGACACGAGGAAGAAGUUCUCCCUGGCCAAGGGGACCCCUGCGAGGGGUGGCCCCUCGGCCCCCCGUCCACAGGACCCCGUCCUGAGCUCCUCCAGUGACGAGAUGCCCACCGAGGCUCAGAAGAGAUCCACCGCGGCGGCCCUCUGUGACAUCACCACAGAGGUUCUAAGAACCAUUAAUGCCACUGAAAGUGCAAUGACCGAAUACGGUCCAUCAAAGCCUAUUGACAGAUCCCUUUUAAUUGGGACUGAUGUAAAGCAAGCAGAUGAGGCUUACAGGGAACUUGAGGAAAAUGUGUACAUGACCGCCGGGAAGUCGUUUGACCUGGAGAAGAAGCUGAGGCUACUGGAACACAGCGCUACCAACCGCUUCGGGGGGGCCACGGACUCAGAGCUGUCUGAGCUGGAGGACGUGCUGGCCAUCACGGCUGCCAGAGUUCAGAGCACAGAGAGCGAGGUGUCUGACAUUGAGAAUAAGAUUGCUGCCCUCAGUGCCACAGGAGGGGAUAAGGCUAAGAAAAAGGUCACAGGCAGUCAGCAGAGGAAAAGAUACACCCAGGACUUUCCCACAAAAACCAGCAAUGGCUCAGGGUUUCUCCGGAAAUAAACAAACGUGUAAAGGACUGUCGGCAUCUGUCCCUUGACACUAUGUGAUUCAACAAAGCAAAUAAGCUCCCAUCCCUUAACUUUGAUUCUUCACAUAUUUGCCAACUUUGAUAGGUGUACAUACAAGUAAUUACUCCCCUGGGUUGCUGCCCUGAAUAACACAUCUCUUCCCAAGCUUGUGUGUACAGCUUAUUGUGCUCAAGGCCCUAGGAUCAAAGUGCUCGAAAAAAAUAUUUAGUGUAUUAAAGAUUGGUGUAUUUAUCGGCUAGUUGCUUGGCAAAUGUUACUUGUAUCUCUGGAAUUAUACUGUUAAUCCCAAAUCACCUGUAAAGAUAAUGCACUGUUGGUUGUGCCACCAAUGAUUGUGUAUAUCACAAUCCAAAUGGCUCUUGUUGAAGGAUAAUGUUUAUCUCCAUCUAUAUAUAUUGAUCUACAUAGAUAUAAAUUAUGUUUAUGCUCAUUUGAAAGUUUAUACUAUAGCAAAUUUUAUUGCAAAAAGCUACAAGGAGUUUAUGUACUGCUAGGCUAUUAUACGUGCUUGUAUCCCAUAAAUUA